Molecule: messenger RNA, 762 nt
Organism: Stomoxys calcitrans (stable fly)
Lineage: Eukaryota; Metazoa; Arthropoda; Insecta; Diptera; Muscidae
Gene: RpL15
Product: large ribosomal subunit protein eL15
Exons: 3
Coding region: 99-713 (204 amino acids)
Biological process (GO): cytoplasmic translation
Cellular component (GO): cytosolic large ribosomal subunit; ribosome
Molecular function (GO): structural constituent of ribosome; RNA binding
Source: RefSeq, a predicted model, not a curated record
GUGCCUUUUUAAGAAACGGCUCCUUUCUAGGUAAUGUGCGGCUAACUUCGCUCUACUUCCUUCUUUUCUGGUAAUAAUCUCGCGUAAGGUCUUUUAAAAUGGGAGCUUACCGGUACAUGCAAGAACUCUAUAGAAAGAAGCAGAGUGACGUUAUGCGCUACUUGCUUCGCAUUCGAGUUUGGCAGUAUCGGCAAUUGACAAAACUACAUCGUUCUCCGCGACCAACUCGUCCCGACAAAGCACGGCGAUUGGGAUACCGUGCAAAACAAGGUUUUGUGAUCUAUAGAAUUCGUAUUCGCCGCGGCGGUCGUAAACGUCCAGUACCUAAAGGAUGUACUUACGGCAAACCUAAGAGUCAUGGUGUCAAUGAGUUGAAACCGUACCGUGGAUUACAAUCAAUUGCUGAGGAACGCGUGGGACGAAGACUUGGUGGACUUCGAGUUUUGAACUCUUAUUGGGUGGCACAAGAUGCUUCCUAUAAGUAUUUCGAGGUGAUUUUGGUUGAUACUCACCACAACGCUAUCCGGCGAGAUCCUAAAAUCAAUUGGAUUUGCAAACACGUUCAUAAGCACAGAGAACUUCGUGGACUAACUUCUGCAGGAAAGAGCUCACGUGGCAUUGGCAAAGGAUACAGGUAUUCUCAAACUAUCGGCGGAUCUCGUCGCGCUGCUUGGAAACGUAAGAAUCGUUUAAAUAUGACUAGAAAGCGCUAAGAACUUAUGUCUGGCGACGUUUAUCAAUAAAACCACAAUUCAAGCCUCA